UAAAGUUUAAAACUAUUUCUUUUGGCGCAAUGUUUGUGUUUAGUGGAUAAGAGAUGCAGUCAAAAUUUAGUGACUUUACUGCGUCCCUCCUCCUCGUCACUGCUUUGAUCUGUUCUAUGGAGGCAAAAGAAAAAGCAGCGACAAGCAGCAACCAUUUUGGGGAUAGACUGGCAGAGGAAAUUAUAGCUGUGGAAAUCUUGUGCUCCCUUGAUUGCAGUCAGACUCUUGGAUUGUUUUUAGACUGUCCCAAGUCGGCUUGGCAACUGCGCUAGAUUAAGGUGAUCAUGGAGGGUAAUCCGUUUCGAGUACGCGGAUUCCGAGCUAACCAAGGCGGAGCCCCUGCCAGGGGGCGUCAGCAAGAGGACGGUCAGGCAAGACACCAAGGAUAUCAAAGGAGGGUUGAUAAUCAGCAUGGCCAAGAACGUGGUCGUGGUGGGUACGGCCGUGGGCGUGGCCAAGAACGAGGACGAGGGGGUGGUUAUUUCAGAAAUGCUGGUCAGCAUCACCAAGAGGGCGGAGCCAAGCAGAGGGAACGCCCUGUUAGACAGCCGGGUUACAAGAUGCUAGAGUCACUGCUGGAUGAAGAAAAAUGCGCCGCCGAGGUUGUCCAAGAGUUAACCUCUUUCGGUAAAGGUUUGGAAAGCUUGCUGAGCGAGCGUGACAUCCGGCGUGACAUGAUGGCCCUCCUGGUUCGUGUUUUGGGCAGAGUCUGUGACUGCGAAGACUCACCGCAGUCUGUGGUCAGAGUUUUGAAUGUUGUUGUCGACACGGACUUUUUGAGUAAGAAUCUGAGCCAACACAUUAACAGUAUGGUGACAGAGUUUGACGAACGGUAUCUGAGAAGGGUCCCUAAUCAGAUUGCUUCGAUCUUGAAGCUGAUGCAGACACUCAUCCAAAGAAUUCAAAACACCAUGAAGGAUGUCCACGUUGUCCUCACCCUAAUGGAUGUUGUCACUAGAACGUUAGAGACAAAAGGAUACCCACUCGAGAGUGAAUCCAAAGUUUUGUUGAGUCAGCUUCUUCUCUGUUGUGAGGAGAGAGAAAAGGCGAAGAAGCACAAAAGCCAGCGGCAGAGGACAGACCAGGAAGCUCCUCCACCAAAUGACUUCAGAGAAAUUCCUAUUUUCCCAGAUGUAGCUGAAAUCACUACAAACGCUGAGGCCUACCUCCGAGCCAACGUAGUACACGGAAAGUAUCGAGACCUCAACCAUUAUUUGGACGUUCAGUUUCGCCUCCUGAGACAAGACUUUCUGGAACCUCUGCAACAGGGCAUCGCAGAGUAUCACGUGUCCCUUGCCCAAACCAACAUGAAUCGCAAGUUGAAAGACAUUCGUAUUUAUCACGAUGUUGGGGUACAUUUUCCCAUCUGCACCAAUGACGGCAUCACGCAUCGUGUGAGCUUUGACGUCUCCAAGUUUAGGAAGGUCAGAUGGCAAGCAACCAAGAGGCUCACUUUCGGUUCUUUGGUUUGCUUGUCCAAGGACAACUUUCAGUCUGUCAUAUUUGCAACUGUAGCCAACCGAAAGCCCGAGGAACUUGAGCAAGGCUUAGUCGAUUUGCGGUUCCAAGACAUGACCCGUGUAUCAGAAAUAAACUCCACGGAUUCGUUCAUCAUGGCGGAAUCGUCUGCCUACUUCGAAGCCUACCGCCAUGUUUUGCAAGGCCUGCAAGAAGUCCGAGGCAACAGCCUUCCUCUGCAGCGUUACAUCAUUGAAGUCUCCUGUGAUGUGAAGCCUCCUCAAUAUCUUCGCCAUGAUAGGUUUUCCACCUAUGAUCUGUCGCCACUCACACACACAGCAGAAGAAGUUGACAAGGAUGAUGAGAGCAAACUUCUUAGUACACUGAGAAGAGUUAGCACUAAGGCCAGUGCUGUGCAAGUCUUAACUCCAUCUACUUGGCCACAAGCAGAAACCUUGCACUUGGAUGAUUCUCAGCUUCAAGCUGUCAAGGCUGCCCUGACGCAAGAAUUAGCCGUCAUCCAAGGACCGCCUGGGACUGGUAAAACCUACAUAGGUCUCAAAAUCGUUCAGGCUCUCCUAUACAACAGUGAUGUGUGGAAUGAAGAUGAAGAAUCUAAUCCCAUCCUUGUGGUCUGUUACACCAACCAUGCCCUUGAUCAGUUCCUUGAGGGGAUCAUGAAGUUCAAUCAAAAUAUCGUCCGUGUUGGAGGUAGGAGUAACAGUGAGGAUAUGAAGAACAAAAACCUCAACUUCUUGAAGAGAGAACAGAGACGUAGAAGGGAUGUUCAGCGCACAGUUCAUAUCCGAACAAGCAACAUCUUGAGAGAAAUGUACUCUCUUCGUCAGUGCAUGGAGGUUUCUCAGCGAAAAGUAGAAAGAAGCAUGAACGGCAUCAUCAAUGAGGACUAUCUGCAGCCGUUCAUGUCAAAAGAGCAUUAUGCAACUCUCACAGUUGAGUUUGUGGAAACAGGUUUCCACAGGCCUACACCUUGCAUACUGGAGUGGUUGGGUCUUUCAGGACACUUCCGGGUGGCAACAGCACAAGAGGUUGGCAUGGCAGCGUUUAUGGGGGAAGAAAACGAACCUGAGGAGCCAGAGGAAGAGGAGCAAGAGGAAGAAGAGAUUGAAGUUGCCGAAGAAGCAGAUGCCAUAGCUGAUCAGCGCGUCCUUGAUGAUGACGAUGAAGACAUGUUCCUCUUUGAAGAGGACCCCCAGGAAAACCACCUUGUCCUUGAUAUCGAACAAUUGGCCGCGGCUCAGCCUCUAGAAGAGGGAUGGCAGAUGCAACCUCAUCAAAAGAAGCGUAUGAGAAAAAUGCUCCUGCACAACCUGAGGAAAUCAGACAGAAUGACAGAAAGGGAUGCCCAAAGAAUAAAAAAUGUCUGGGCAAUGAGAGACAUUAACAGCCGUUGGCAGCUUUAUCGUUACUGGGUCAGUGAGUAUUGCAAGAAUGAACGGAAAGUUUGUGGUCAUCAGUGCACUGCGUUGUGUACAAGGGAAUGUCCUCCCUGCGCUCAGAAGUGUCAGAAUCAAUGCGUGCACAGUAAGUGUCCCAACCGAUGUGGAGAUCCGUGUACACCCUGUCAGGAGCCAUGCCCGUGGCGUUGUCCUCAUUACAGGUGCAGAAAGAAAUGUAGUGAGGCAUGUGAUCGACCGCCGUGUAACAGACCUUGUCCUGCUAGGCUCAGGUGUGGUCAUCCAUGUAUCGGUCUGUGCGGAGAACCAUGUCCUGACAAAUGUCGUGUGUGUCACAGAGAUGAGGUGACAGAGAUAUUUUUUGGCUCGGAAGACGAGCCAGAUGCUCGGUUUGUUCAGCUUGAGGAUUGUAGUCACGUGUUUGACGUUGACGGUCUUGACCAGUGGAUGCAAGUUACAAACGAAGGUCAGAAGUCCAUUCAGUUGAAGGUGUGUCCAAGAUGUAAGACACCCAUCCGACGGAAUCUCCGCUAUGGCAAGAUCAUCAAUGAAACACUGGCAGAUAUUGAAAAGGUCAAGGAACGUAUUUUUGGAAACAAACAGGAAAUUGAACAGAAGAAGAUCAAAAUCCGGGUCAUGCUUUAUUCAGUCAAGGCGGAGGUUGACACGCUCAAAGAUCGUGUCAAGCAUUCGAAGCUGGGUCUGGCAGAAUUGAUUGCUAUUGAAAAUCAGCUUUUACUCCUUGAGGGGAUAAGCAAACUGAAGAGAAAGGCCGAGGAGGCUCGUAAUGCUCCUAAAUCUAUCACAGAGUUGAGGAUGCAGAAAAGGAACCUGGUAGAGCUGGAGCAGUGGUUGCUUAAGCCUCGCAUUUACGUUAGCCAGCAGGAACUGGACGACUGCAGCCGUGAAGUACAGCGCCUGUCCAUGUGCUUUAGUUUCUUUCUUAUCAAGGAAAGACUCCAGUCCUCUGCUAGUACAUGUAGCACAGCAAGCUUAACGGUUGUUGAAAAAUUGCUCCUCAGUGGACAACCCCUUGAUGACAGCAGUGUAAACACUGCCAAGACGCUUCUGGAGAAACUCAGAAAACAGUGCACUGGGCUUGGCAUCUCAGAAAGUGAGCGAAUAAUGAUUGUGAAAGCUAUGGGGAUGUCACAGGGUCACUGGUACAAGUGUCCAAAUGGUCAUUGUUACGCCAUCGGAGACUGUGGUGGGGCCAAUCAGGAGAGCAGGUGUCCAGAAUGCAAGGCGAAGAUCGGAGGAAUGAGUCAUCGUCUGGCUGAGGGUAAUGCCGUUGCCACAGAAAUGGACGGGGCUAGGUACGGAGCAUUUUCUGAUCAGGCUAAUAUGGACAACUACGACCCAGUUCAACUUCAAAAUCUCUUUGGCAGAUGAAGGUGGCAACUUGAUGCUCUACAGAAAGAUUGGUAAAAAUUGAGACGCCCAAGAGACAAAUGUAUUUAGUUAUUGAAAAGUUGAAACAGUUAUUUUCUGUAUGACAUUUCAGUAUCAGUUUACUUCAGUAUUGAAGUUUCAUGGCAUGCAUGUCGAAAUCUGUAGCCUGUUGAAGGGUCACUUAAAACUGAUGGUUUUUGAGUGGCUUUGGCUGACGUUUAAUUGAAGAUUUACCAAUGUUACAAGCAUUAUAGGCUCUCUAUCAGCCUUUUUAUUAUCAGAUGUCUAAUUAACAUCCAAAGAAUUAAAACAUUGUUAUCCUACCGUUAAUAUAUUCUCUAAUCGUGAAAUAAGUUAUUGUCUUCCAAUCAAUUAAAGUGACAUUUUGUCACCGGGGAAAGAAUUUGGGUGUUAUUUGAGCUAUGUGUGAUACCUACGUUGAUGUAGCUUUGACGUUAGGGUGGUAAAAGAUGAUUUAAUGAGGGAAUUUUAUUAUCAUAAAACUUAGAAACGGCAUUUAAGAAAACUCUCUUACAAUUAGCCCUUAGCAGCUAGGGCAUAUUUAAAAAAUGUGAAUCUGAAUCAUCGUUUGCAAAAUCCACAAAUUUUUGCUACCGAAACUGGCAAAGGCACUGCCAUAGCUUAGCAUCAAAACAGCUUCAAAAUUGAAGCUACACUUCAAUGAGGAAAUUUACAGAAUGUUAGCAUUUUUGUUUUGCUUGGGAGCAUUUCGACAUAAAACAUAGGAAGGACGAUUUUUUUUAGCGUUUCGAUCAAAAAAGAGCCAUUAUGUCGCCUGUAGUGCUUUAGCAAAAACACUGUUUUGUAAAAUUGAUGGAUGAAGAACCACUUUUAUUUUGUUCUCUCGAUUCGGCGACUCCGGUCGUCAAAAGAAUUAGUUUUUGCUCUAUUAUCUUGGUUGCCCUGAACCAUGUUUUACCCUUCAGUUUCUCUGACAACCCGAACUCAUUAAUGAAUUAUUAACAAUUUCACGUCACACUUUUGUGAAGAAUCGACUGGAAAUUUAUUUAAAAUUACGAGCUAUUUUACAACAAAGCAAAACACUCUGUGGGCAUAAGGGGAGUCAGCGUGGCAUACUUACACACACUUUUUGCAGCACGUUGGUUUGAUUUUCGAUGUCCGGUAGUAGAAUUACCGGUAAUCGUGAGGGAUUUUCUUUCACAUUUAAAAUCGCCUCCAGUUUUGAAGAAUUCUUUCUGUUGACGAAACAUAUUUCAAUUUGUCUGUGGGUUUUCACCAUAAAGGGAGGAAUUUUUAAAACCAAAGGACAUUUUAAGGGCGAAAUAUUUCUGCAUAUUUGUAGUAGCUCUUAAAGAUUAGAAAAAAUAGUGGUUUGAAAUAAAUUUGUUUGAGGAAAUGUUUUUGUGCUAUUAGCAAAGUAACAUUUUGAAUGAUAGCCCGAAUACAUUGCAUUUUAGUAAUGUCAGUCAAAAUAAUGCAAUAGAAUAUUGAAUUGGUAAUGAGGAAUUCCAUAUCUAGCACGUGUGUUUUCCUGGUAAUUUAAACUCGUAUUUUACAAUUUAUUGCUUCUGUAGUUGUUGGUAAUUAAGUUGUUAUUGCACAUGAUAACUGCAAAGAUAUAUGUAAAGUUACUCUAAAACCUUUUCAUAUGACGCAGUAGUUCUGUGGCUGUAUGAUAUAACCUACAACCAGUUACUUUUGGAGUGUUGGCAAUUUUUUUGUUUGUGUAUAUGCGAAAACCUUUCACAAUGUCAUCUCCCCAAAUUUGAAGGUAAUGAAAAAAUAGUCGUUGAAAUUUUUUAGAUACUCUGCCGGUUUCAUGUAUUUUUUCGUUAAUUAAUCGUGUCAUUCUUGAAAUAUUUCAAACAACCUUGAUUGUUUUAUUGUAAAGAGUUGCAAUCUUCGAUUGAUUUCUUUGUGCAAAUUCAGUGAAAUAUUGGAACUUUUAAAGUCUGAUCGUGACAGAGAAACAACUGUUAUAGACAUCCCAGAAUUAGCAAUUACACAGUUUUGACAACAAUACUGGGUCUUUAUUGAUAUUAUGCAAUAUAAAAACAAGAAGUUACAUCAUGCAGGGUUAUCCCGCAGGUCAUAGUAUACUCAGAUUUCUGUUAAGCUCGGUUAAGCUGAAUCUUUUUUUAGUUGAAGAUUUGUAAAAAACUCUUGUUUUUUCAAGGCAAGUCCCGAGUCAUAUUUUUCAAGCGGAUGGGAUGUCAUAAUUGACAUGGUGCUUUGAAAUUUUGUGCGUGUGACAUACUUUGUUUAGACAGCGUGGUGUGACUGUUGGAAAAACAGAUCUGACUUGUCUAAUUUUGUCCUCCCUAAAAAUAUAAUUACAAUAUUUUUAAAUGGUAUCCUUAUGUGAUGAAAACACACUUGUUUGCUUUUGCAGAUAAAAAUAACAGCCAAGUUUUUCUCAUACUUCCUAAAAAUUGUAAUAUUUAUAAGUCAAAGUUGUUAAAAUAACGGAACUGUCAUGUCAGUAAAAACAAGUCUUAAGUAAUCAAGUUUCCAAGUCAAGUCUGAAGUCAAAAGAAUUGUGACUGACGAGUCUGACUCAACAUCGAGUCCAAAUCAGCCGUUCAGGUUUAGCAACUCUGUAUAUUUUGUAUUUUCAAUUUUGUUUUUAAUGAAUUGACAUUUGCUACUUUUAGUUAAAGGUCUUUGUAUUUUGCACGCUGGGUGUAGUUCAGUGGGUACAUUCUGUUAUUUACUCUGAUGUGAUUGCGUGCAAACGACGAAAUAUCAUAUGCUUGUAUUGUUUUAUUCCAAGCCCAAUAUUAAAUUUGUCAAUGUUUUAUGUAUUAGGCUGUAGCUAUUGUAUUGAACAUGAAAAUAAAUAGAAGCUUCUUCAAAUGA
Molecule: messenger RNA, 7109 nt
Organism: Acanthaster planci (crown-of-thorns starfish)
Lineage: Eukaryota; Metazoa; Echinodermata; Asteroidea; Valvatida; Acanthasteridae
Product: NFX1-type zinc finger-containing protein 1-like
Biological process (GO): regulatory ncRNA-mediated heterochromatin formation
Cellular component (GO): nucleus; nuclear RNA-directed RNA polymerase complex
Molecular function (GO): helicase activity; zinc ion binding
Source: RefSeq, a predicted model, not a curated record